AUGUACGGGAACGAUGUAUGCCCAGCUGUCGAGGCGAGCGGACACCCACCCACGGCCAGGGGCCCAACGAUAGUGCGCAGCACGAUCGCCUAUGUGGCGGUGAGGGAGAUGUCGGAGGGUGGUGAUGAUGGUGGCGCCUACCGAGGCAAGAAACGUCAACCUGCCGCGGCCGUCACCACGACCGCUACCGAGCCCGGGCCCGCGACGAUCUGCACCAUGACGAGGCCCACGGCGAUGCCGGUGGCGCGAGGAGACUGGCCUUCAGAGUGCGGCGAUGCUGCGAGGGUCUGGUCGCUAGACGAUGCCGCCUUUCUGCUCGUGCUGUUGCUGAGCGAUGGGAACGUCAAGUUUACAGAACCGCCAGUUAAGCACCACAAUGUCAGUGGGCUCUUGGUAAAGGGGAAGUAG
Molecule: messenger RNA, 408 nt
Organism: Gaeumannomyces tritici R3-111a-1
Lineage: Eukaryota; Fungi; Ascomycota; Sordariomycetes; Magnaporthales; Magnaporthaceae
Exons: 5
Coding region: 1-408 (135 amino acids)
Source: RefSeq, a predicted model, not a curated record